AUGGACGACGCAUAUUCGUUUCCAGAGAUGCACCCAACUGCUGGCUACUUUUUCUCUGAGGAGAUCAAUGUUCAUUUCAUGGCGUUAGAUGACUUUCAGUCGACACUACUUCAAGACUCUCCAGUUGAAAGUUCCUUCCAUUUAAAUCUUCCUACAGCUUCAAAAGACUCCAUCUUACCCUGUUCACAGUCGUCAUCCACGGUCUAUCUACCUCCUUGCGAUGGGCUUCUCGAGGACUACUCACCAAUAAUGAAACCAGAGAUCCCAUUAUUUACCACCACCGAUGAUCAUAUCUUGAAUAAGCUAGAGCCUGCACCUGAUGAUCUGUUGGACAGCACCGACUUACAACCGUUGCCGGUAUACGUCAUCCAUGACGACACCAUCAGUGAUGACGAGGACAAGGAGCGACUUCGACGUCGCCAACGCGGAUACGAGAAACGCUAUCGAGGACGCAAACGACGAGACCUUAAAGUGCAGCGGGAUAUGUGGCUAGCCCUCGAGAUGAAGUUGGAUGACGCCCGUAAGAAAUUUUGCAGACCUUAUGUCCGCACCAAGGCUAGAGAGAGCGACACGUUGCGCUGUAAAAUGUUGCGGCUAAAGCUCGAGGAGCGCGCUCUCCGACAGGACCAAAUUGCGAUGCGGUCACUCCAGUCAUGGGAAGAAAUCUCACGCAUCCGUGAGUACUCGGACAAAAGCCAGCUUCAUACGGCAAGCGAGUGGCGGCACAGUGCCGAUAAGGUCAUUGGCCGUUGCGCCGUGCUCGGCCCUCGUCAAUUCCACCCCUAUGCACCAAUCCAGCAGUGCCACUUCACGUGGUGA
Molecule: messenger RNA, 819 nt
Organism: Peronospora belbahrii
Lineage: Eukaryota; Oomycota; Peronosporomycetes; Peronosporales; Peronosporaceae
Source: the annotation of a GenBank genome assembly